Patella vulgata (common limpet) is the source of this 3527-nucleotide messenger RNA. Its product is annotated as cystathionine gamma-lyase. The record is from RefSeq and is a predicted model, not a curated record. Bases 56 to 1240 code for a protein of 394 amino acids. Gene Ontology annotation, cellular component: cytoplasm. NCBI's taxonomy places the organism in Eukaryota, Metazoa, Mollusca, Gastropoda, Patellidae. The transcript is spliced from 12 exons. Gene Ontology annotation, biological process: transsulfuration. Gene Ontology annotation, molecular function: cystathionine gamma-lyase activity; pyridoxal phosphate binding.
CAAGUCAACCCUCUGCAAUUUUCUUUUUCUGUUAUUUCAUCAUACGCACAACAUCAUGGAAUUAAACGGAUUUAAACCCUUUCCUAAUUUCGCCACUGACGCGCUUCAUGCCGGUCAGGAACCUGAACAAUGGAAAUCUAUGGCAGUUGUUCCACCAAUAUCAAUGUCCUCGACUUUCAAACAGUUUGCACCAGCUGAACAUGCGGGAUUUGAAUAUUCAAGAAGUGGAAAUCCAACUAGAAAUUGUCUAGAGAAAUGUCUAGCGGCUAUGGAAGGGGGAAAACAUGGCAUGUGUUUUUCAUCAGGAUUGGCUACAACAAUGACUGUGACACAUUUAUUGAGCUCUGGAGAUCAUAUUAUCAGUAUGGAUGAUGUUUAUGGUGGUACAAACAGAUAUUUCAGUAAAUGUGCUGCUAAAUUUGGUUUAGAUAUAUCCUUUAUAGAUUGUACAGUGAUAGAAAAUGUACAAAAUGCUGUGAAAGAUACAACUAAGUUAGUAUGGAUAGAAACCCCGACUAAUCCAACUAUGAAAUUAGUAGAUAUAGCAGCAGUUGUCAAAGUUGUUAAAGCCAAAAAUAAAGAUAUUAUUGUCGUUGUGGACAAUACUUUUAUGUCUUCAUAUUUUCAAAGACCUUUAUCUCUUGGUGCUGAUGCUGUAAUGCAUUCUUUAACUAAAUAUAUGAAUGGUCAUAGUGAUGUUGUUAUGGGUUGUUUAGUUGUUAAUUGUGAUGAUUUAGCUGAUAAACUCCGGUUUUAUCAAAAUGCACUUGGUCCAGUUCCGUCACCUUUUGAUUGUUUCCUAGUUAAUCGUGGUUUAAAGACUUUACAUGUUAGAAUGAAGGAACACAUGGUUAAUGGUUUAGCUGUUGCUAAAUUUCUCGAGGCUAAUUCAAGAGUGGAAAGAGUCAUACAUCCAGGUUUAGAAAGUCAUCCUCAGUAUGAAAUUGGUAAAAAACAGAUGAUAGGAUAUAGUGGAAUGGUGACGUUCUUUAUUAAAGGGGGAGCUAAAGAAGCUGGGGAUUUCCUUAAAGCAGUAAAGAUCUUUACAUUGGCAGAAAGUUUGGGAGGAUUUGAAAGUUUGUGUGAAUUACCGUCCGUCCAAACUCAUGCCUCUGUGCCAGCUGAUCAGCGUGUUAAACUAGGGAUUACAGAUAAUCUCAUCCGUCUAUCUGUGGGUAUAGAAGAUUUAAAUGAUCUGAUUGCGGACAUUGAUCAAGCCUUGAAGAUAGCUAUCCCUUAAGAAGACAAGUUAUUAUAAACUAUGAGGAAGUUGGUGGAUCAGUUUAUUAAAUUGUCUAUUACAUUGUGUGAUUUAUUCAGUUAAUCUAUUCUAAUAUCAACAAACCCAGUCAUAUAAUUAACUCAAAUCAUGUCAAAUUAAAAGAAAAAUUAUUAUGGAUCAGAGAAUACCUAUGUUAUUUCACUGCUAAUUCUGCAAUAUAACAACAACGAACGGAUUUUAGAAUCUCUCCUGCAAUUCUUUCUAAAGACUAGGACAGAUGAGCGUAUUUUUUCGUCCGGUCACACUGAUUUUUAAAAUCGCAGGAAAAAUAGACUGUGUCCCUGCCCUCUCAUGGCGACAAUGAUUCUGCUCGGCAAACCAUUCGCUCGAUCAAUCAUUUGAUCUAGAAUGUUAGAUAUUUUCAAAUGAUCGUUGUACUUUACUCACAGAGUGGCGUACGCUCUCGAGACAAUUGCUAUGUGUGCUCGUUCGUAAUAGGCCAUAAUAAUUCGAUGGCUAAUUUCAAUCGGUGUGAUCAGUCGAAAAAAAACGCUCUUCUGCCCUUAACAUAAUAACUAUAUCUUAUCUGAACUCAACCUUUAUUCACUGCACAUGCUAUCAGAUUCUAGCCUCAAUCUAGAUCAGUGAUUCUCAUCCAGUGUGCCGCAGCACACAGGUGUGCCACAGCACACAGGUGUGCCACAAGAUCUUCCUAAGUGUGCCGCGAAGUUUUGAAUGGCACACCAAGAAAAUUUCUCUCUAAAAAAGCGGUUGUAUUCCGUCUGACUAACGAUGUUUUUAUUUUGUAAAAUUCAAAUAUUUUUCAUGUUUAUUAUAUAGCCAAGUGUACUUCUUUUUUUUCAUGUGUUCCAAGGUGUGCUGUAGCAAAAAAGGUUGAAAACUACUGAUCUAGAUUUUAAAAAGAAUUAUUUCUCUUCUUUUUUUACCGAUUUCAAAAUUAUGUUUUCUUUUUUGAUUAGAACAGAUAAAAUCUACAGUAUUUUCAGUAAUUUAGGAAUUUGAAUUGAUUUUAAAAUUCAGGUAUUUGUUAUAGUGGGAUCUAUUUUUCUUCUCAUACGUAGAACUAUAUUCGCUCAGAAUCUCUGCUAUUAUGGUGGAUUAAAUUAAUAUCUUGUCAGUUGUCGAUAGGGACUUUGGGAUUCCACAAUUUUAUAACUUACAGAAAAUAUAUAAAUUCUUUGGAAACUUAUAUUAGUAUGUCUUGAUUUGUUCUGUUACUAAAUGUUGCUUAGAGUCUCUUUGCUGCCAUUUUUUGUGGGUGAACAGAAAUGAUAGGCCUAUUUAAUUCGAGAGGUUAUCUAGCCUUGGUAUUUUGAUUCUGUUCAAUAAUAGAUCUAGAUUACCUUGUGAGAAAAUUCAUAUUUUAGGGGAAAAUGCAAAUGGCAUAUCAAAUCAAACUCAUAAUGGUAGAUUCAUUAUCCUCAGGUACGUUAUAGUUUAAUUUUAUUACACAAGAUCUGAAAUAACAGUUAGCAUAUAUACAGGGCACUUGUUUCAGUAAUAUUGACCAGUCUUGACCAGAGCUGGGAAAUCGAACCCGCUCCUCAGUCUUGAGCCCGACUUAAGUUGCAUCAAUGACCCGACUUGCGACCCGAGAGCUUUCUAAUUGAGUCGCAGCAAUGGGGCAUAACCCUAACUUAUCUUAUUUGCGAGGAAUUGCUGCUUGAACAAGACUCAGGUUUUGUGAAGAUUUAAUUCAACUCGGUACUAACGCCAACGACUUGGCACUCGACUUGACGUGCGGUGACUUGGAACUUGGGAGUCAAGGUCAUGCAACUUGUUCCCACUUCUGGUCUUGGAUCAACUGGCAGUAAAAUCAACCAGCUGAAGAACUUCUAUCAAACAAUUAGAAUCUCAAAGAAUUCAACCCCAAAAACACAAUAAUUACUGUUAAAUUGAUAGUGUUUAUGUGUAAAAACUGCCAAAAAUUGUCAUUUUCUUUGGAAAAAAGGUUUUGCAAAUCUGAGGCGAAUUUUUAAAGUGGAAGCCCUUGAUAUAUGUAACCUGUUUUUAGCCUGUCUUCUCAUUUAAAUAUAAAUAUUUUGGAACGAAUGUUCGUUAUUCUUGUUUUCAUUAUUUUCUCAAAUUGUGUUCAUUAAAUUAUGAUAUAGAUGUAAAUUUAUGGAAAAAAAGGGUUUUAUUUUAUGUAAGUGUUUUUUUUAAAAAUUAAUAUGAAUUUCUUAUGUGAUAUAUUAUCACAAUUAUUUUGAUAUAUUAUCAAAUACAACCAUUAAUGUUAGUGCUAUAUUGUAUAAUUCACAGAAUAAAAAUAUCACCACAAUGA